AAUCCGAAAGGAGUACCCGAACAAUUCCAAUCAGUUCUCAAAUAUUAAAGACAAAAAAAAAAAAUGGAUUCCGACAAAGAAGUGAACGUCAGUGCUAAAAAUUUGACUCCGUUCUCUAUCGCCGAUAUCCUCAGCGGAAGCAGCAAAGCUUCCGCUGAUCCACCGUCCGUUCCGGCUGUUACAUCAUCGACUCCACCAGCACAGCCGGCGGUCCCGCCGUCUUAUCCGUGGUUUCUUUUGAAUCAUCCGCCUUGUUGGCCGCUUUUAAUGCCGGAUGCUUCCGCGCAAACGGCCGGAUCUCUGGCCGGAACUACGAAGGCCAACAGUCAGGCGGACAUGAGUAACAGCAGCGCAUUAACAAACGUCUCUUCUUCGCCUGAAGGAGACGAUGAUCGUCUGUCCGACGACGAUGAACUGUUCGAUCACGACGAUGAUGAUGAUGGAUCCAACAGCAUCAUCGGUAGUUUGGUAUCAUCGACGGAUGAUGGCCAACAGGAAGAUCCGCUGGACAUGAGAGCCAAUAAUCAUCGGCGUCGUAACCGAACCCACCGGAUGUUGAUGGACAACGAACAGGCAGCCAAUGGGGAGCGCUCGAUGGCCAGCCUGCCGUCACUUCACCAUCACCUCCACCAACAACAGAUUCAUCACCAUCAGAUGAGGAUGGCAGCUUCGGCCGGCGGACUAGGAAUGGUCGUAUCCGGUGGCCGCAAGAAACGUUCCAGGGCGGCUUUCUCUCACGGACAAGUCUUUGAGUUGGAACGACGGUUCGGUCACCAGAAAUACUUGUCAGGACCCGAACGGGCAGACCUAGCGCAAAUGUUGAAACUAACCGAGACCCAAGUGAAAAUUUGGUUCCAGAAUCGCCGCUACAAAACUAAACGGCGACAAUUGCAACAGCAGCAACAGCAGCACGACGUUGCGGCCGCGACAUUGGCUCUCAAUAACAUGGCGGCAGCAAGGAGAGUUGCCAUUCGGGUCCUGUCGGAACGCCAGACUUCCGGAUCGACAUCGUCUUCGGUGCAUCAGCUUCACAAUCAGCAUCCUGGAAUGAUGACUAACAAUCAAAGAUCUUCGUCUACCUCCGCAAUGACUGCGGGUCCCCAUCAUCCGACGUUCGCCGGACUGGCCGCUCAUCACCAUCAUCAGACACAACAUCAUCACAAUCUCCAUCAUCCUUUCUACUAUUGCCCGCCUGCUUACCUCGCCAUGGGUCCCACAACGGACCCGUUCAUAAGUAACACAACGACCCCUUAGAUAUUUAAGUUGAUGAUUCAUUUUAUAUUGCCGGUGUCUUUUUUUUUUUUUUUGUAAAUAUGA
Messenger RNA from Daphnia carinata, 1317 nucleotides. RefSeq names its product homeobox protein Nkx-3.2-like. Gene Ontology annotation, molecular function: RNA polymerase II cis-regulatory region sequence-specific DNA binding; DNA-binding transcription factor activity, RNA polymerase II-specific. Gene Ontology annotation, cellular component: nucleus. The record is from RefSeq and is a predicted model, not a curated record. Lineage: Eukaryota; Metazoa; Arthropoda; Branchiopoda; Diplostraca; Daphniidae. The transcript has 3 exons. Bases 64 to 1254 code for a protein of 396 amino acids. Gene Ontology annotation, biological process: regulation of transcription by RNA polymerase II; cell differentiation.